This is a messenger RNA of Kuraishia capsulata CBS 1993, 417 nucleotides long. RefSeq lists its product as uncharacterized. NCBI's taxonomy places the organism in Eukaryota, Fungi, Ascomycota, Pichiomycetes, Pichiales, Pichiaceae. The record is from RefSeq and is a predicted model, not a curated record. Gene Ontology annotation, biological process: regulation of transcription by RNA polymerase II. The coding region runs from base 1 to 417 and encodes 138 amino acids. Gene Ontology annotation, cellular component: mediator complex. The transcript is spliced from 2 exons. Gene Ontology annotation, molecular function: transcription coregulator activity.
AUGGCAGACAGAUUGACUCAACUUCAGAUAUGUUUGGAUCAGUUGACUGACAUGUUCUCGGCAGCUCUCAACUAUGUUGACCAACAUCACGAUGCUAUCGUGCUGAAUGCCGAGGAUCCAAAGCUGGUGGAUCAGAAUCACCAUCCGGCGUCCAAUGCCGAAUUCACUGAGAGUAUUAACGAACUGGCUUCAGACAUAAUACUCAAAACAAGGCAGAUUCUCACGAUCAUUGAUACCUUGCCUGGUGUGGGUGUCACCAAGAAGGAGCAGAUGGAUAGGAUACUACAAUUGGAGAAGGAGUUAUACGAUGUGGAAAUGAAGAAGAAAAAGACGAUACAGACGAAAGAUGAUCUACUGGAAUGGGUUAACGAGCUAAUUCUACAGAUAUCGCGUGGAAUAGCAGAGACGAGGGUUUGA